Punica granatum (pomegranate) is the source of this 3119-nucleotide messenger RNA. The record is from RefSeq and is a predicted model, not a curated record. Lineage: Eukaryota; Viridiplantae; Streptophyta; Magnoliopsida; Myrtales; Lythraceae.
UAUAAGCUUCUGCAUCCUUCACAGAUAUAUAUGAAUCAGAGCUUGCCACUUCUCCCAUCUUCUUCUUCUUCUUCUUCUUCUCAGCUCUGAUUUGAGUUCUUGGUUUCAGAGGAGAGCCCGAAGUGUUUGCCUACAAGGUACGAGAUCUAAUUCCCCGUGAAACAUGUCCCAUUUCUUGCACGAUCAAUCUCAAUCAAUGGCAGCUCCCCGGAUAAAAAGAUCCCGAAAAUGGACAGACUAGCCAAAAGGGUCCUCAAGAACCAUUCUUGUUUUUAGUUCUUCUUUGCUCACGGGUUCAAAAUCGGCAACUUACCAUGCAGUGGAGCUGUGCGAUCUUCGGCCAUGUCCUUGAUUGAAUGAAAUCGGUCUCUGUUGGCGUCAAUUCUGCAACUGAUGAUACCAGGAGGGCGAAAAACAGCUGAUUGUGAUUUUUUCAACAGUGACUGUUAAUGAUUGAUUGGCUAAAAAGUUUCCUUGAGUUUCAAGCAACUGAUAAUACGCCUCCCACUUUGGUUUCCACUCCUUUGGCUUUACUUUGUUUGGUGCGAAAAGAUCCAUUUGCCAUUUCCCCUUUUUCUGCCUUUUUAGACUUAGUAGGGAAGGGAGGAAAGAGAAGUGGUGGUGCUGCGAGUGAGGACCACUUCAUGGCGAUCUUCGCUAUGCCCAUCUCCUCUUUCUUUCGGGUUUCCAAUUCUGAUAUCCCUAUAGGGCCCAAUCUCAUGUGGGUAGUAUAAAGGCAAAGUGGAAUUGGGAGAGUGAUACUUUGCCGGGGUAGUUGCUUCUCCGAGAUCUCGGCGAGUUCUCACAGUGUCUUUGGUUGGCUCGCUGGGGUCUUGAUUAAUUCCCCAUGCAUUUAUGAUCUUUGUUGUGCUGGUGAUUUGAAGACCUGGGACUGGGACCAUGAGGCACAAGGAUGGGAAGCCGGGGUCCCUCCCAGAUAGAGGCCAGAAGAAUAUUUCCACGAUGAUUCUCUUCUUUGUUUUCUGUGGUUUAUCAUUUUAUCUCGGGAAGAUUUUCUGCUCCCAGACGAGCAGAUUUUAUCCCGUGGAAGUCAGGGAUGUCACUAAGGAAUCAGGAUCUGCUCCUCUCAAGAUGAAAUCCAUUUCCUUUCCCGAGUGCAGCAUUGAGUACCAAGAUUACACUCCAUGCACGGAUCCAAGGAGGUGGAAGAAGUAUGGUACUCAUCGACUUACUUUCAUGGAGCGUCACUGCCCUCCGGUUUUUGACAGGAAGGAAUGCUUGAUUCCACCACCUGAUGGGUACAAGCCACCAAUUAGAUGGCCAAAGAGCAGAGAUGAAUGUCGGUACAGAAACGUGCCAUAUGAUUGGAUCAACAAGCAGAAAUCCAAUCAGAACUGGUUGAGGAAACAGGGGGAGAAGUUCCUUUUUCCGGGUGGGGGUACUAUGUUCCCUAGAGGAGUCAGUGCCUAUGUGGAUCUGAUGCAAGAUAUGAUCCCGGAGAUGAAAGAUGGCACCAUUCGAACUGCCAUUGACACUGGUUGUGGGGUUGCUAGCUGGGGAGGUGAUCUAUUAGAUCGUGGUAUUCUGACGGUCUCUCUUGCCCCACGAGACAAUCAUGAAGCUCAAGUCCAAUUUGCAUUGGAGCGGGGAAUACCAGCAAUACUUGGCAUCAUAUCUACUCAGCGUCUACCUUUUCCUUCACACUCCUUUGAUAUGGCCCAUUGCUCAAGAUGCCUUAUCCCAUGGACAGAAUUCGGUGGAAUUUACCUCCUAGAGGUACACCGGAUCCUACGCCCAGGAGGAUUCUGGGUCCUUUCUGGACCACCGGUCAACUAUGAGAAUCGCUGGAGGGGAUGGAACACCACUAUAGAAGAGCAGAAAACAGAUUACGAGAAGCUGCAGGCGCUGCUUUCCUCGAUGUGCUUCAAGUUGUAUGCCAAAAAAGAUGAUAUUGCAGUUUGGCAGAAAUCUUCAGAUAAUAGCUGCUACAAUAAGCUGUCUGAUCCCGAUGCCUAUCCACCAAAAUGUGAUGAUAGCCUCGAACCAGAUGCAGCUUGGUACACUCCUCUACGGUCCUGCGUGGUUGUCCCGAACCCAAAGCAUAAGGGAACAGGUCUAAUGUCAGUUCCUAAGUGGCCUGACCGGCUCCAUACUGCUCCAGAACGAAUCUCAGAUAUUCAUGGUGGGAGCACGAGUGCUUUGAAGCAUGAUGACAGCAAGUGGAAGGCAGGUAUGAAGUAUUAUAAGAAGUUGCUUCCUGCGAUCGGGACCGAUAAGAUAAGGAACGUGAUGGACAUGAACACUGUCUAUGGAGGAUUUGCUGCAGCUCUGAUUGAGGAUCCUCUGUGGGUCAUGAAUGUGGUUUCAUCUUAUGCUGCUAACACACUUCCUGUUAUUUAUGACCGAGGACUAAUUGGAACUUACCACGACUGGUGUGAGGCCUUUUCAACAUAUCCCCGGACAUACGAUCUACUUCACCUUGAUGGUCUCUUCACUGCAGAGAGCCACAGGUGCGACAUGAGGUAUGUUCUUUUAGAAAUGGACCGGAUCCUGCGGCCCAGCGGUUAUGCCAUCAUCCGGGAAUCAAGUUCGCUGGCUGAUGCAGCCUCCAUCAUAGCCAAGGGCAUGAGAUGGAGCUGCCAUAAAGAAAAGACAGAAGACAAUUCUGAAAAGGAGAGAAUACUGAUCUGUGAGAAGAAGCUGUGGUACUCAUCGAACCAAAACUCGAGGUAACCGAUCAAGAUUCAGAUUUGAAGCAUUAAGAGAAAAACCGGCUAUUCUUCACCAAUCCCGAAGAUUGAUGAUCAGUACUGUAUCCUACUACUCAGACAGAGCCAAGAACCACAUUCAAAUUCAUCAAUUGAAGUAUAGUCAGAGGAGCAUAAUGCCAUUCUCGUUGAUCUAUAGAGCCCUUAUACCAUAGAUACAUAGAUAAUGUUCAUUUAGAGGCAUGAAGGUGCUUUAGUUUCUUUUGUUGUUUUUCUUUUUUUCAUCUGGGGUUGAUUUCCCCCCUAAUUCAUGAGUUCCUGCUUCAAGACGUGUUGGUAAGAAUCUGAACUGUAAGAUAGUCUCUAUUGUUCAGUAAAGUGUAGAGUUCGAGCCAUGUCGAAUCGGUGCUAUCUCAGUUCAUAUAUAAAUCGAAAUUGUGAUUCUUUUCA